Messenger RNA from Ictalurus punctatus (channel catfish), 2251 nucleotides. It is a transcript of the gene olig3, whose product is annotated as oligodendrocyte transcription factor 3. The record is from RefSeq and is a predicted model, not a curated record. Gene Ontology annotation, molecular function: protein dimerization activity. The coding region runs from base 377 to 1159 and encodes 260 amino acids. The transcript has a single exon. NCBI's taxonomy places the organism in Eukaryota, Metazoa, Chordata, Actinopteri, Siluriformes, Ictaluridae.
AUAUGAAUAGCUGCUCCUUUGGUCGAUGGGACAGUGAAAGCGCAGCGCCGCGGAUAAUGGGCACGUCAUCCUAACGAGGUCUUUAUGAAUGGGGGCUUCUUUUGUUCAGGCUUCUCUCAGUCCGCACUAUAAAUGCCAGAGUCCCGCGAUCGCUCGCCAAAUAGUAGGUUGUGCAUCCUCGGAACCAGGUCGACACAGUCCGUUUAUCAGUCACCGGUAACAGAACUCACUACGGAAACGAGGGGAAAAAAGAGAGAGAGAGGGAGAGAGAGAGAGACUAUAUAGGCUGAUAAGGAAAAGAAAAAUCAGGUGACAAACAGGAGUGACUUAAAAGCAGAGUGAGAGACGGCCUCCCUACUCGAACCGAGGUGAUAAAAUGAAUUCAGACUCUGGCUCGAGCAGAUCCUCCUCGCCGGACGUGGACGAGAUGUACGCGCGCAAUAGUUCCGCGUCGUCGGGGCAGAACGAGUUCACGUCAAAGAUGAGCAGCGAGCACUUGUCGCGAGGCGCCGGCGCGGACAGGACAUCAGCAGGCGUCGGCGGCAAAUACAAGCUCAAGAAGCAAGUGACCGAGGAGGAGAUCCAGCAGCUGCGCCUGAAGAUCAACGGGCGGGAGCGCAAACGCAUGCACGACCUGAACCUGGCCAUGGACGGUCUGCGAGAGGUUAUGCCGUACGCGCACGGGCCGUCGGUGCGGAAGUUGUCCAAGAUCGCCACGCUGCUGCUGGCGCGGAACUACAUCCUAAUGCUCACCAGCUCUCUGGACGAGAUGAAGAGGCUGGUGGGAGAGAUCUACGGCGGCGGCCAUCAUGCAGCCUUCCACUGCGGCGCCGCGGCGGGCCACGGGCCCGCGCACGCGCCCGGUCCGGCGGCACCCACGGUGCACCACGCGCUUCUCGGAGGGGCUCUAGCACCGCAUACAGCAUCCUCCGCCGCCUCGCUGUCUGCCGCACUGCCCGCGCUCAGCUCCAUCCGGGCGCCUCAGACCUUGAUGAAAACGCCACCGACGCCUCCGCUCCAACUUGGCACCGGCUUCCAGCACUGGGCAGGACUGCCGUGUCCCUGUGCCAUCUGCCAGGUGCAGCCACCCGCCACACACGUGCCCAUCACCUCCACGGGACUCACGAGACUUUCCGUUGACAAGGAAGCGAUGAAGUGACUAUAUUCGAAUAUCAUCAUGUAAAUUGUAUAUGGGCUGGACUCGCAGAAAAGUAAUUGCAUGAUGUGUAUUUGUACAUUUUGCUCUUUCGUUUCUUUUCUUUUUUUUUUCUCUCCACGAAAUCAGAAUUCACUCCUUGUAACAAGGAUCUUGUCCAAUGCAUAAUGUAAAUGAAUUGCUUGCGCGUACUUAAUCCACUGUAAAUAAUCUGAAAGCACCAGAAGACUUACAUGUUUAAAUGUUAGCUGCGCUUUUAUAUAUAAAAAAAAAAUGUUGCAUUGUUGUUUUUUUUUAGACUGCGAGCAACAGUACUUGUUGAUCGUGAAGCUGAGGGGAAAGUUGGAUGCGCAUCUUUAUGCAGAAGUGCAGAAGGGAGUUCAUGAAGUGCCGUGCGUUCCUUGUAACAAGGAUGGUCAAAGUCUUAUAGGAUAAAACUGUGCGAUUGUGUUUUGAGUUCGGAAAAAAAACGUAUGUUUGUUUAUUUGUUUGUUUGAUUGAUGAUUUUAAUGUAUUUUACUGAAGUGUGAAAGCAGUUGCACUCGGCGUGACGUUUUGCUGUGCGCGUUCAUGUGUUUAAUCGGGUUAGCUUUUCUGCAUGCCCGUCGGGUUAAAGCAGUUUAUAUACCUACAGCAUGUUUUUUUUUUAUUAUUAUUAUUAUUAUUUUUUUCGAAAUCAGUUUUUUUGUUGUUGCUUAUUUUGUUUUGUUUUGCCAGAGACUACUGCCGUCUUUAUUUUUGUAAAUUCUUGAUGAUAAAUGAGAUAUUUAUUAUUGCCCAGUGAUCCUGGACAACAUUUCAAUAAAAACACUUAAAGAGUUAAAAGAUCUUUUGUCCUGCUUUUGGUCUGUUACAAGCUGUGGACCUUUCAUAAAUUAGCUCGGUGGCAUAUAUAGGCCUACAGUUUGUAAAAAGGACAGUACUGCUAGCUUGUUAAAUUAAGACACAGAUGAACUUCAGGCUCUGAAAUAAUAACUAUUUUUUACUGAUAUAAUUUACGGCUUAUUUUAGAGUGAUAUGGUACAUAGCCUAUUGGAGACAGGUUGGAUGUAGAUCUGUGCAUUAUCCAAUGCUAAAAAAAAAAAAAAAACAAAC